AUGGGCUCCUUUUUUUCAACGGAGCAAAAUACUGAGUCAGAACCUUUGAGGAAUUCACCAAAUGAACAGAAUACAAACCUGAGCAACACUUUGGAAACUCAAGAGGAGAACAGCGGUUCUCAAAAUCUGACCAACAAUUUGGAAACUGAACAACCGACCUCCUGGGAAAUUGAAGAGCUGACCAACGCUUUGGCACUUGAAGCUGUGAUGCGUAGACGCAGGACCAGAGCUUUAAAUGAAUAUAUGAGGACCAGAGCUUUAAUUGAACAGCUGAUGAGGGAUUCUCAACAGCAGCGCAACAAUGUGACACCUGAGCAGAGGGUUAGUGAUGCUGGACAACAGAGCAACAAUGCAGCAACAGGAGAGGAGAAGCGUUAUGACCCCGAAGACACCACACUGGUUUUUGUUGAUGGAGAAGAUGACAUGGAUUUUUUGGACGAUGACUUUAAGUCUCUCAGAGCCAAGAUGUCCUGCGGUCACACUGUCACUCCAAUGUCUCUCACCAACUGGUGUAAGUGGCUGCUGGACCAGGAUAAGGGCAGAUUUGUGUGUGGUCACUGUAAAGCUGAGUGGCCGUAUGAGGAGGUUCGUAAAAUGGCUCUUCUGACCCCUGAAGAAAAGGCGUACUUUGAAAAGAAAAUGUUCCAAUUUUCCAAGAAUAACUUGGAUGUCAAAUCAUGUCCUGGAUGCGAGUCUUAUGUGAUGAGAGCCGACCCGAAUAAUCUACAGGUCGACUGCAUAUCGUGCAUGAUAGAAAAACAUAAGGCCUUUACAUUCUGUUGGCGGUGUUUGAAUGAAUGGAAAGAUCCAGCAGCAAGUUCUGACCACUGUGGAAAUAAGGGGUGCCAAAACCCGCUGGAAAUACUGAGAACCUGCCCUGAUAUCACCUUUGAUGAUGUGAGGGGGGUCACUGGCUGUCCCUCCACCCGAGCCUGUCCCACCUGUGGUUUGCUGGUGGAGCAUAACGGAACUAAAUGUAAAAACGUCACAUGUCCUCAAUGUAAAGUGGAGUUCUGUUUAGUGUGUCUGAAGCUCACUGAAGAGUGUGAGAAGGUGGACGAAUAUUCAUAUUUUGAACCUUGCUCCACUGGUGUAGCACCAAGACAGACCUCCAUACCUGUAUGGAACAGGAAGUAGGCUGGAUGCACUAACUUCUGUUGAUUUAACACUCUGCUCUUUAAAAAAAAAAAAAAAAACGCACCUUUACUGCAUUUUUAUAUAUUUACUGUGUUUGAAGAUAUUUCACAGACCCAUUAAUAUUGACUGUUUAAUUUUAUCAAAGAUUUAGCCUCUGUAACCACAUUAUGCCAUAUUUCUUUCUAAAUUAUUUAUAAUACCUAUACUACGACUAUUAAUGAUCCUUUUAAAGAGAUGUACAGACCACUCCAAUAAUGAUUAAACAGUAGACAGUGGAGCAGAUGAGCUUGACAUGAAACUUUCUGGGUGAACUGUGUGUAGCAAACUUCUUCUUUCUUUGUCUUGUAACAUUAUAUCAUCAUACAACAAUGAUACUCAGCUAUAUACCAACUUUGAGCCUAAAACAUGAUUUCUCUGUACAAAUUUUAAAAUAUGCACAAAUAUCCAUUCAUUUUACUACAUAUUUUGCAGUGCAAUUGUUAACAGAUAUUUUAACAUCUAUAAUGUAAAUUCAUAUGUUUUCUGUGUCACAGUCAUUAUAUACUAUCAUAAUUAAUCCUGUUCAUGUUUUAUUUACUGUUUGUUUUGACAUUUUUCCUCAUUAUGCUAUUAUGUCAUCAUUUGUUAUCAUUAUGUGUGGGGCAGGAAGCAA
Messenger RNA from Centropristis striata (black sea bass), 1789 nucleotides. RefSeq lists its product as uncharacterized. Lineage: Eukaryota; Metazoa; Chordata; Actinopteri; Perciformes; Serranidae. The coding region runs from base 1 to 1137 and encodes 378 amino acids. The record is from RefSeq and is a predicted model, not a curated record. The transcript is spliced from 4 exons.